CGCCCCGGGGAGGGACCGGGUGCCCCGCUCCGCCCCGCGGAGGCUCGGCACGGCACGGCUCGGCUCGGCACGGCUCGGCGAUGGGCUGCCCCGUGCUGCUAGCUUUGGCCGCGCUCCUGGCGCCCGCCGCCGCCUCGGCGAUCACGGCUCAAGAGGAGCAGCUCUUCAAGGCCUGGAUGCUGCAGAACGGGAGGCGCUACGGGCCGGCCGAGUACGGGCACCGGCUGCGGGUCUUCGUGGGCAACAAGCGGCGCAUCGACGAGCACAACGCCGGCAACCACAGCUUCGAAAUGGGCCUCAACCAGUUCUCUGAUCUGACCUUCACGGAGUUCAAAAAGAUGUACCUGUGGAGAGAGCCCCAGAACUGCUCGGCCACGAAGGGGAACUUCCUGCGCAGCUCGGGGCCGUAUCCUGACUCUGUUGACUGGAGGAAGAAAGGGAAUUACGUGACGCCUGUGAAAAACCAGGUGGGGAGCGGGAGCGAUGGGCAGCGCGGCAGGAGCGGGCCCGCAGGGGGGACCACCGCUGCGGGUCUUUUUCCCCAGGGAGCCCCUCGGUGCUGGGGCAGGAGGAGGCUGCAGCCUCCCAGGCAGAGGCUGAGCCCGGGUGGAGGCUGCAGGGAGCGCCGUGCCCCUGCCGUGCCUCCUGCCCUGGCUGGUGACCCCGCCGUGCGUUACAGACCAGCUCCUCUCUGGCUCCCAACGCAGGGCCCCUGCGGGAGCUGCUGGACCUUUUCUACCACGGGGUGCCUGGAGUCGGCGAUCGCGAUUGCGACAGGAAAGCUGCUCUCCCUGGCGGAGCAGCAGUUAGUUGAUUGCGCUCAGGCUUUUAACAACCAUGGCUGCAGUGGGGGCCUGCCAAGCCAAGCUUUCGAAUACAUAAUGUAUAACAAAGGGUUGAUGGGGGAGGACGCCUACCCGUACCGGGCUGAGAACGGCACGUGCAAGUUCCAGCCAGACAAGGCUAUUGCGUUCGUCAAAGAUGUUAUCAACAUCACACAGUACGAUGAGGCUGGCAUGGUGGAAGCUGUGGGGAAGUACAACCCGGUGAGCUUUGCAUUCGAGGUGACGAGUAACUUCAUGCACUACAGAAAAGGAGUCUAUUCAAACCCACGAUGUGAGCACACUCCCGACAAGGUGAACCAUGCUGUCCUAGCUGUUGGGUAUGGAGAAGAAAAUGGGACUCCUUACUGGAUCGUUAAGAACUCUUGGGGCCCUCUGUGGGGCAUGGAUGGGUAUUUCCUAAUUGAACGCGGCAAGAAUAUGUGUGGUCUUGCUGCUUGUGCAUCUUACCCUAUUCCCCAGGUGUAAGAGGAGAGCACAGGCUGGGGAAAGCGGAUACAGAAAAAGGAAUAAUUGAUCAUGUGUGAAUUUCUAAAUGCUAAAAUCAAGAAAGCAUGAAGAAGAAAGAAGUCUGCUGAUAUUUGUUACGUGCAGGUGGAUUCCUCUGCUUGCACAAAGCUUCUUGUGGUAGGCAGAUCUGUGCCUGCUCUCCCUACCCAAAACCAAGCGUGCUCCUGCACCGGCAGCCAGAACCCCUGGCUGCAGGCGGUGGUGUGUGCCGGGCUCCCCUGCGCUGAGAGUGAGGACAAGGGGCGGGGGAGAUCCAGGAGCACACAAGGUGAAAAUGCCACGCGGUCACACAACGUUAGGAUGCCAUACCACAACCUCACCCCUUCCUUGUGUCAGUUGUUUCUCAAUCAGCAGAUGCAACGUCUAGGGAUUUUUUUUUUUCUCUGAAGGCAAUUUUUCCUUUCUCUAGAGAAAGAUGAGUGCUGUGAUUUUGUAAGUUUUAUCUGUGCUCAUUUAAUGUUUUUAGUAUUUUUGUAAAAGAUGAAAAAAAUGAGGCUAUUUUAAGGAGAGCACUGAAGGAAUGGAUGAUUUUAUGAAUCAAUGAAGAAGCAAAAAGUUUAUUGCUGUUUGAAAGCAGGACUGUGAGAAGCCCUUUUGCCAGUAGAGGGCACUUGUGUGUAAUUUCGUGCUGGCCUGCCGCUGCCCCCGCUCCUGCCUGUUAAUUAAACGAAUAAAAACGACCUCCACGUUUCCCCCUA
Messenger RNA from Cygnus atratus (black swan), 2050 nucleotides. It is a transcript of the gene CTSH, whose product is annotated as cathepsin H. Gene Ontology annotation, biological process: immune response. Bases 81 to 1310 code for a protein of 409 amino acids. Gene Ontology annotation, molecular function: cysteine-type endopeptidase activity. The record is from RefSeq and is a predicted model, not a curated record. Gene Ontology annotation, cellular component: lysosome. The transcript is spliced from 11 exons. Lineage: Eukaryota; Metazoa; Chordata; Aves; Anseriformes; Anatidae.